AUGGAAGAGCAAUUAAAAAAAGCAGGGAUUAUAAUUGUUGGAAAUGAAAUACUUAAAGGGCAUGUGAAUGAUUUGAAUUCUGCUUUUUUAUGCAAAAGGUUUCACGCCAUUGGAGUCAAAGUAUGCAGAAUAUCGACCGUACCCGAUGAAAAAAAUGACAUAGCCGAAGAAGUAGCCAGGUUCAGUGAAAAAUUUGAUAUCGUGGUUACAACCGGAGGAAUCGGUCCCACUCAUGACGACAUCACAUACGAAGCCGUUGCCGAAGCCGUAGGAGAUAAAAUUGUUAUGAAUUCCGAAAUGGCGGAAGUUAUUAGUAGUUAUUUUCACGAGAGCGGCGACGUUAAAAAUAAUCCGACUUUAAAAAUGGCUUUAAUACCUCAAAGUUCAAAACUUAUUUACAUUUUACCCAAACAAGAAAAAAAUUCUUGGCUAACGAACAAACACAACGGAUUGCAAGAAGAAAAAUGUCCCGUUGCGAAAAAACCUUUUCCCAUAGUACAAGUUAAAAAUAUUUAUAUAUUGCCCGGUAUGAUGGAAUGGCUGGAACAUUCCUUUGAUCAUUUGCAAAAAAUUUUCGAAAAUCCCGACGUUAAAAUGUACACGAUGAUUUUAUUUUUAACGUGGCCGGAAGUGAAGAUAUUAAACGAACUCAACAAAGCCGUUAACAAAUAUGAAAAUCUUGUACUUUUCGGAUCGUAUCCGUCAAAUUUCAGCGGAACCGAUUUCGUAACGAAAAUUGUUUUGGAAAGUACUUCGAUUGAUGACGUCACGAGCGCUUAUUCGUACCUUAAAUCUUUGUUACCCUUAAAAUCAAUUAACGAGAAUCUCGAAAUGAAAGAUGCCGAACUUGUCAAAGAGUUGACAAAUGGAAAUAAAUCCAUUUGUAAUCUCGUGCGAAAUUCAUUAAAGGUCAUAGAAACCGCUUUUGAAAAAUACAAAUCGGAUGAAAUUUAUUUGAGUUUUAACGGAGGAAAAGAUUGCACCGUUUUACUUCAUUUGAUUUGGACCGUUUGUAAAAUUCAAAAUUAUACAUUUAAAAUAAAUUGCGUUUAUAUAAAAAACGGUUCAGUUUUCCCCGAAGUCGAUAAAUUUGUUACCGAUACCGUUAAUAAAUACAAAUUAAACGUAGUCAUCGCGUUCGGUCCGAUAAAAGAAGCUUUAACGGAAUUACAUAAAAGAAUUCCGGAAAUAAAAGCAAUUUUCAUGGGUACGAGAAGAACGGAUCCGCAUUCGGAAAAUCUACAAGAAUUUCAGGAAUGCGACAAAGAUUGGCCUCCAUUAAUGAGAGUGAGUCCCAUUCUCGACUGGUCAUACCAUGACAUUUGGGAUUUCUUAAGAAUAUUACCCGUUCCUUAUUGCACUCUCUACAAUGAAGGUUAUACUUCAAUAGGUAAUUCGAAAAACACACAACCCAAUCCAUCGUUAAAAAUUCCAGGAUACGAAAAUAAAUAUCACCCGGCUUACAAGCUUAAAGAUGGCUCUCUGGAAAGACAGGGAAGAAAAUAA
Molecule: messenger RNA, 1506 nt
Organism: Pediculus humanus corporis (human body louse)
Lineage: Eukaryota; Metazoa; Arthropoda; Insecta; Psocodea; Pediculidae
Product: molybdopterin- binding protein, putative
Exons: 3
Coding region: 1-1506 (501 amino acids)
Biological process (GO): FAD biosynthetic process
Molecular function (GO): FMN adenylyltransferase activity
Source: RefSeq, a predicted model, not a curated record